ACUAGCUAACUGUAUAUAAAGCAGUUAAAACUAGCUAACUGUAUAUAAAGCAGUUAAAACUAGCUAACUUUAAAUAAACCAGUUAAAACCAGCUAACUGUGUAUGUAGUUCAAACUAGCUAAAUAAAAACAUGACUUCUGUCCAUUCUGUCAGUGUAUAUAGCUUUUAUUUGUAUAUAUAUAUAUAUAUAUAUAUAUAUAUAUUUGUAUUUUUGACUAUUGAGCUGCUGUAACAAGUGAAUUUUCUCUGGUGUGUGGGAUCAAUAAAGUUAUCUUAUCUUUUUCAUUUUAAAAAUCUCUUCUCUGUAAACGACUCUUGGUCCCACACGGGAUUUAAAAUGCACGUCUCACAUAAAUAAAGUAGUCUAAUAAAAUAAAAUGUAUUGUUUUAUUUAUUGUUGUUUGUCCCGGUGUCCAAAACAAAGCGUGACGCGUCAUGACGCGUCAUGACGGCGGCCGACAGGCGUCAUCGCCGUCUCCGCCGCCCUCCAAAGGAAAAGCGCACAUUCCUAUUGUCCAAGAUGGCGGCGUAGGUGCAGAUCCUAUGAUGCUGACAUGUUUUUAAACGACUUUAUGCUUUUAUUUCGAUAUAUAUGCAAGUGUUCGGCGUCUGGAGUGGUAGCGUUUUUUUGUCGGGGCCGCCGUGUGCCACGUUGUUUUUGCUAACACCCCUGGGAUUCGCUCUCCAGGCCGGAUUCCCGUUGCAAGCACCGAAAAGUUUGAGCUCCAUCACCCUUUGAAAAUGAAGAGGCAGGCCGGGAGAGAGACUAGUCCGUCCAGGGCCCUCGCUAAACGCAUACGGGAAAGGGAACGAGAGAGCGCGCGGAGAGAGGAGCUGCCACCGCCGCCCCUGGCUCUGCUGCUGGCGGAGAGCCGGGGAUAUCACCGACGGAGCCGAAGCAGGGAGCGAGAGAAGCCGCGGCUCCGGGAGGAGCGAGCGGCCGCCCUGGAGCUCCACCACCGACAUGAGCUCAGCCUCCUCGGUCGCCCGCCGCUGCGGACCACGGCGGCGGAGCUCCCCGCCGCCAGGCCGGGCACCCUGGAGUACAAAACGCUGCUCAUCAGCAACCUCGGCUCGCAGGUCUCGGACGAGGACGUGGAGGACGCGCUGUUUCACGAGUUCAAAAAGUUCGGGGACGUCAGCGUGAAGCUGUCGCACACGCCGGAGCUGGGCCGGAUCGCCUACGUGAAUUUCCGGCACCCGGAGGACGCCAAAGAGGCCAGGCACGCUAAAUCCGCCAGGUUAGUUCUGGGUGACCGACAGCUUAAGAUUGAACCCAUGUACGUGAGGAGGCGGAGCGUCACACCGCCUGACGCCGGUUAUUUGCCCCUGCACGCGCCGUACCCCUACCGGCAGCGCUCCCUCUCCCCGCCGGGGCCCGGCGUGAGCAACAUCAGAGACCUCAGAGCCAGACACUACGCCUUGGAGACCCUGGGACUCAGCAGAGACAGGGAGAGGCUUCUGGAUUAUUACGGUAUGCUGGAUGAAAGGGGCAGGCCCUAUGGCUUCCCUCCGAUGCCAGUGGUGGAGGACUUAAAACCGGAGGAUGACCAGAGGGCGACCAGCAACCUCUUUAUUGGAAAUUUGGAUGGUAACGUCACAGAAGCGGAACUGAGGAGGGGUUUUGACAAGUACGGCAUCAUAGAGGAUGUUGUGAUUAAACGCCCGGCUCGUGGACAGGGUGGGGCGUAUGCUUUUGUGAAGUUUCAGAACCUAGACAUGGCCCACCGGGCCAAAGUGGCCAUGCAGGGGCGGCUCAUCGGGGGCAACCCAAUAAAGAUCGGCUACGGCAAAGCUAACCCCACCACGCGGCUCUGGGUGGGCGGUCUUGGGCCUGGAAACUCCCUCGCCGCCCUCGCUCGAGAGUUCGACCGCUUUGGAAGUAUAAGGAAUAUCGACUACGUUAAGGGGGACAGCUUUGCUUACAUCCAGUAUGAAAGUUUGGACGCUGCCCAAGCCGCCUGCACCCAGAUGAGGGGUUUCCCUUUAGGUGGCCCCGAGCGGCGUCUGAGGGUGGACUUUGCUAAAGUUGAGGAGAGCCCCUCCCGCGCGUUUCCUCCUGGUUACCAGCCCCCCGUCGCUCCCCCCUCCCACUACGACCUCCUCGGGGAGACCUACAGUCGCCACCGCAGCCUGGAGCGAGAGCUGAGGGGAGCCAGGGACCGCUCGUCGCCGCCCGCCCACAGCCUCCUCUCCCAGAGGGAGAGAGAGAGGGCCCUGCUGGAGAGAGACUACCCCACCAGCCCCACCCGCAGCCUGGAGAGGAGAGCGGCGGGAGUGGAAGCGUUUGGGAGGAGCGUGAGAGGAGCGAGGAGCCGCAGCAGGAGCAGGGAGCGGUGGCUGAAGGAGAGGGAGGAGAGGAGGAACAGGAGGAGGAGCAGGAGCCCGUCCACCGACAGGCCGGCAGAGGAGAGGGAGAGGGAGAAGGAGAGGGGGAGGUCGAGGGUUCGAGGUCAGUUAGGGGCCGUCUCUCCCGAUGCGAGCCCAGACCGAGCGCGGGUCCGAGCUCCCGACUCCACCACGGAGCCAAGAGACCACUCCCCUGACAGCGGCGCAGGGGGACGGCACUCCGCCGCCAACGAAGAAGACCCACCGGUCGGCCGCCACCACAGCAAGAGGUCCACCGGCGAGCAUCUCAACAACCACCACCAUCGAAACAGCGAGAUCAUCGCCGCCAGCUCUCCCGCGAUCCACACGGACACGCACUCCUCCUCCUCCUCCUCCUCUCCCAGCACGCUGUCCGAGUUCGCCCAGGCCUCGCUCUCCAAGAUGUGGCACGGCUUCUUCGCUCUGAAGAACAGCAGUUUUCCCACAGACCUGUACAUGCUGGAGGGGGGCUCCUCGUUCUUCAACGCCAUGAUGAAGGACAGCCUGAAGCUGCAGAGCCAGAACCAGCCCAGCCAGCUGAAGAUCGUCCAGAGGCUCCGCAUGGACCAGACCCGACUCGACGAGGUGUCGCGCCGCAUUAAGCUCGGGCGGCCCGACGGGUUCGCCAUCCUGUUGGCUCUCCAGGGCCCCAUCGACCGCCAGGGCCCCGCCCCCGAGCCGGGGCUGCAGGUCCGCUUGCUUCGCCACCUGGUGACCUACCUGCGGAACAAGGAAGCAGCUGGAGUCGUGAGCCUGCCCGCCGUAAAAGAGGGGGGGCCUGGGGCGAUGCUGUAUGCCUUCCCUCCUGGAGUGUUCUCGCAACAGUACCUGCAGGCUGCCAAAAGGACUGUGGGUAAUAUGGACGAGGAGCACAUGGUUAUUGUGAUCGUUAAUGACACUAAUUGAUUUAUUACACUGAAGAAGAGUACAAACAUGUACAGACACUUACAAGCAUGCACACACACACACAGCGAACUGAGAGGAAACUACAAAUACUUCCAUGUUGUUUUUUUUAGAAAGAUGCAUUUUAUUGUUUUACUCAGUGUCUUAUAUAUGAAACACAGAAAGAAGUACGCUACGUCUCUCUUUUACUCUCUCUCUUCCUCAUUUAUUACUUUAUGUCUCCCUCUCUCGCUGACGUUCAGCUGGAUGUCGCAUUUACAGACGGACAAGAAUGAUUUUACAUCGUGGGUUUCUGGGGGAAUCGAGCGUUUUUAAAAAGGUCUGUAAUGAAAAACACUUAAAGGAGAGAGGAUGUAAAAGUAAAAGCCUGCUGCACAUACAGGCAGCACUGUUACUUUUGUACUCUAAGCUGUAACAUACAACACUAAAUCUGAGGGGCUUGUUUUUUUAUGCUCGUUUACUUUAUUUGUCUUUUUUUGUUUUCCUUUUUAUCUGAAUUUACCACGUUGUUCUGUGUAUCCAAUGUACAAGGGAGUGGGAGGUUUUAUAUGAAGUGACUGUACUGUAAACCGAACGGGAAAGCGAUGCCAGCUGAGUCUGUCUCAGCCUUCUCCAGUUUGUCUCCUCUAACUGGUCUCUACUGGUCUCUGCUCGCAGGUUGAGACUGUCGUGACGUGUUUUUUUUUAGUUUUCAUGAAAAGCGCCAGCCGGCGCAGCCAGUAGAGACGAAAGUGAAUUUCCUGACCCCGUCCCCCUGUGACUGUGUAUUUUACAUAGCUAGUGUUUCUAUGAACUGAACCAUUCCAGUUUCUUCUUUCGUUUUGAAAGGCGUGAGUGUGUUUUGGUGUGUUGUUGCAUGCAGGAACAGACAAAGUUACAUUUUGUCAGUCUAAAAAAUGUACGCUUCCCCUUCAGUAACCUGUCGUCACUUGAGAUGUUGGAGACACGCGUUCACGCGAGGUCUGAUCAUAUCACUGGUUCGGAUUUUAUAUUGUAUACUGACUUUUAUUCCAAUUUUAAUACAUCGAUCCAUCCAUCUCCUAUCCAUCCAUGCUCCAGGUUCUUCUCACCUGCCAUCGCUUUAGCUUCAGUAAUGUCUUCGUCGUCUCAGUCCCGCUUCUUUCUCUUAAUGCGAACAUCAUUUACAGGCAGUUUUAGUUGAAUAAAACAGUGAUGUGUUUUUGAGAAAUCUGAAGAAGUGAUGCGUUUCAGAAGCUCUUCAAUUACCUCUGGAAAUAUACAAACAACACAGGCGAUCUCGAGAUGCGUCUUUAGCACCGCUCCCUUGGGAUUUAUGUAACUGAACUUCGGUGUUUGUGCCAAGAUAAUAUUUUACAGACAAAAAAAAACAGAUUUAAACCACUUUUUCCCACCCAGAUGAUCAUGAAUGAAAUAUUAGAGGCUGGAGAAAAAUAACACCGGAGACGGCAGCCGUAGGCUUUUUAUGUUGUCGUGGAAACGAGCGUCGUCGCCGUGUAAAAGUUCAGUGAAACCUUUGCCGUGGAAACGCGGACGUCCAGCGGCGUUUUAACCUGCGACAUUUUUCUCCACGACAACACCGUCGUUCACGUGGAAGACGUGCAAAACCUCGCGUAGUCUGAACUCUCGUCACACGGCGGCGUUUCAGCUGCGUGCCACUUGUUGUUGUUAUUAUUGUUUCACAGAAGCCACACAAAGGUUGAUUAGAGCUUGAAAAUGUCUCAAAAUUCACGAGGGAAUUGCGUCCGACGGUGUUCAGAUUUCAACGGCAGCAGCCUCUUUUUAAAUACGAGCAGCAGACGCUUUGUUCAGUGACGUCAGGGCUAAUCGGGAAUCACGGGACACGUCUGGCCGAAGAUAAAGCUGCUGUUUUAAUCUGUUUACGACACAAACGGCUAAAUGUGUGCAAACGUCAAGAUGACUAGAAGCGACAAGCUGAAACGCACAAAACACAUCUAGAUCCUAAAGUACGCGGUCUGCGAGUGGAAAAGACCAGAGCUGCAGCUGACGGUUAUUUCCAUUACCAGUUCAUCUGCCAACUUUUUAAAAUUGAUUAAUCAUUUGGUCUAGAAAAUGUCAGAAGAAAGUCCAUUUUGCAGAUCACAGUAUCCUUUUGCUUGUUUUGUAUUUGUACGGCACUUUUCAGCAGCACGAAAACGAACACGAAGCGUGCUGUGGGUCCGAGUCCACGACUACGCCCGGGCCUCCGGCCUGGCCCGUGGUCUUUAACGUUGGCGACUGACUUCUAAUUGUCCUUCUUUGGCUCCAGAAACUAUUAUUUCUUUGUUUAAUUGAUCAAACUUAAACAACCAACACUUAAAAGAUAUUCAGUUUACUGCCACGUGAGACGGAGGAGCAGUUAGUCCGUACACCGCAGAAGCUAGAAAAUGUUUCCCAUUGAAAAACCGUUCCAAGUAGGUGGAUCAUUUCAGACGAUGGACCAAUCGACUAAUCAUUUCGGCUCUAAAGAACAAACAUUGAGGUAUUAUCUACCUGUUGCUGUAACUGUUUAUGCUGUCAGCCUUUAUGAGGCAAUGUCACUGUUUUAAAUGGCAUCAUUUCUCAUUAUUCUGUUAUUAGUGAGUGUUAAUUAAUUAAUUAAUUAAUAAAUAAAUACCGCGUCUGCUGCGUUCUUUUAGUCAUACUGUCUGAUUUGCAGCAGUAAUAGUAACUAACAGUGGUGGAAAGUUAUUAAGAGAACAAGUACAGUUUUCGGGUAUUUAUGCUUUAAUUGAGUAAUUCCGUUUUCUACUUCUACUCCACUUCAGAGAGAUAUUGUGCUUUUUACUCCGCUUUAUCUGACAGCAAAUUGUUUUUUUUUAUUAUUUUGCAGAUUCUUUGUCAUUUAAACAUAUGAUGAGCUUGUAAAACGAUCCAUUUUUCAGCAAAAGAAGUAAUUUUAUCCUGGAAAUGAGCUGUUAAAGUUUUCCUGUUAGUGUAGUGGGAAUAUUUUAAUCUGUUUUCAGUGUAAAUUAACUCGUUUCAAGAAUUUUGUAAAACUCAGCUCUUUCUCAGCAACCCGUCUUCCUCUCUCUUGUUUCAAGACACAGGCGUUUUGUUUUUUUGCAUCAGUGAAACUAAUCCUAUAAAAUAUAUAUAUAUAUAUAUAUAUAUAUAUGAAAGGAUUCAUACUUUAAUUCAUCACGGAUUGAUACUUUAAGUAUAAUUUGCUGUUAAUUCCUUUGUAUCUUUUGUACUUUUACUUAAAUCAUGUAAGUAGUUUUUAAUGCAGAUGCAAUUUACUUGUAAAGAAAUAUUUUUAAAUACUAGUAUUACUACUUUUAGUUAAGUAAAGGAUCUGAGUACUUCUUCCACCACUGGUAGCUACCAUUUUCAUAGAUGGCGUGACGAGGUAGUCUGUUUCCAGCCUACUGUCUUAAAAGUACCUUUUAAUUUUCUUUGAACUUUUGUUUCGCACAUGCAGCUUCUCACUUUUGCAGCGUAGCUGUUGUUGUCUGAAAGCUGCUCGGUCCGGCGGUUUUGGAUCUCUGGCUUGAAUGAGUUUGAUUAAGAAAAAAUAGAGUUAUUCUUAAGAAAAGCGACGUGGAGACGGUGAAGCUGUCAGGAGGGGCCGGCCAGAAAAGCUUGGAAGAAAUGUGGUCGUGUAACGCUGAAACUGCAUGGCACCAGUCAUAUAAAUAUACCAGUUUUGUACAAUAUGCCGUUAAAGAAUAUAAAAACACUACUUUUUAUACUAAAUUCCCUUGACGAACAACAGGUUGUGAAAACGCUUCCCUCUUCCUGUCUCAUGUAAACUCGUGGCGUGCCGUUAUGACCGAUAACGUUACUCAGACCAGGUGGCGUCCAGUCGGUUUUUUUGUACACAGAUUCCCUCUUUGGUUUUGUUUUCGUGUCAACAUAGAAACAUGUAUUCUGUACUGAAAAAAUGGAAUAAACAUUUUAUGCUCUUUCUAAAAGA
Messenger RNA from Siniperca chuatsi (mandarin fish), 7168 nucleotides. It is a transcript of the gene rbm15b, whose product is annotated as RNA binding motif protein 15B. The record is from RefSeq and is a predicted model, not a curated record. NCBI's taxonomy places the organism in Eukaryota, Metazoa, Chordata, Actinopteri, Centrarchiformes, Sinipercidae. Bases 742 to 3273 code for a protein of 843 amino acids. Gene Ontology annotation, molecular function: mRNA binding. Gene Ontology annotation, biological process: regulation of alternative mRNA splicing, via spliceosome. The transcript has a single exon. Gene Ontology annotation, cellular component: nucleus.